This is a messenger RNA of Colletotrichum chrysophilum, 2190 nucleotides long. RefSeq lists its product as uncharacterized. Gene Ontology annotation, cellular component: NatA complex; cytoplasm. The coding region runs from base 1 to 2190 and encodes 729 amino acids. Gene Ontology annotation, molecular function: protein-N-terminal amino-acid acetyltransferase activity; protein binding. Lineage: Eukaryota; Fungi; Ascomycota; Sordariomycetes; Glomerellales; Glomerellaceae. Gene Ontology annotation, biological process: N-terminal peptidyl-methionine acetylation. The record is from RefSeq and is a predicted model, not a curated record. The transcript is spliced from 3 exons.
AUGCCACAGCCUCUCAGUGCGAAAGAGGCUUCCCUCUUUCGGUCCGUCAUCCGCGCCUAUGAGGACAAGCAGUACAAGCGCGGCCUCAAGUCCGCCGACCUCAUCUUGAAGAAGGUUCCCAAGCAUGGCGACACCAUGGCCAUGAAGGCCCUGAUCAUGAAUGCUCAGGGCAAGACCGACGAGGCCUUUGCGCUCGGCAAGGAGGCCCUGACCGUCGACAUGAAGUCGCACAUCUGCUGGCACGUCUACGGCCUGCUGUACCGCGCCAACAAGAACUACGAGGAGGCUAUCAAGGCAUACAAGUUCGCGCUCAGGCUCGAGCCCGAAUCUGCCCAGAUCCAGCGAGACUUGGCCAUCCUUCAGGUCCAGAUGCGCGAUUACGCCGGCUACAUCCAGAGCCGCACAGCUAUGCUCCAGGCUCGUCCUCAGCUGCGCCAGAGCUGGACUGCGCUGGCCAUUGCUCACCACCUCUCGGGCGACCUUUCCGCUGCCGAGAACGUCCUCACCACCUACGAAGGAACCCUGAAGGCCACCCCCUCCCGCGCCGACUACGAGAACUCCGAGGCUAUCAUGUACAAGAACACCAUCAUUGCCGAGCAGGGCGACUACCAAAGAGCUUUGGAGCACCUCGAGUCCGCCGCCAAGCAGAACCUGGACAGACUGGAGUACCUGGAGUUGCGUGCCAAGUACCUGCUGGAGUUGGGCAAGAAGGAGGAGGCCAUUGCUGCCUGGGAAGCUCUCGUCGAGCGCAACGCUGACCGGCCUGCUUAUUUUGAGGGCUUGGAAAAGGCCCACGCCUUCUCCGACAGUGACAAGGACGCCAGGAAGCAGGUCUACGACACAUACGCCAAGAAGUUCCCUCGCUCAGACGCCCCUCGCCGGUUGCCUCUGAACUUCCUCACGGGCGACGAGUUCCGUGCGGCUGCCAAGGGGUACCUCACUUUGAUGUUCAACAAGGGCGUUCCGUCGACCUUUGCCAACCUGAAGCACCUCUACGCCGACUCUGCCAAGAAGGAGGCCUUGGAGGCUCUCGCCCAGGAAUACAUCAAAUCGCAGAGCUCUGCCACAGAAGCUGCCAACGGCGACCGCUCCAAGGGCGAGGCCGCCGCCUUAUACUUCCUGGCACAGCACUACAACUACCAUUUGAGCCGCGAUCUGGACCAAGCUCACAAGUACAUCGACCAGGCCAUUGAGAAGGUCAAGGACAGCGUCGACUUCCACAUGACCAAGGCUAGGAUAUACAAGCACCAGGGCGACCUCAAGAAGGCUUCUGAGACCAUGGACCAGGCUCGCCUUCUGGAUACCAAGGAUCGCUACAUCAACACGAAGGCCGCCAAGUACCAGCUGCGCAACAACGAGAGGGAGCAAGCUCUGAAGACGGUAGGCCUCUUCACUAGGGCCGACACUGUUGGUGGGCCUCUCGCAGAUCUCCUGGACAUGCAGUGUGUCUGGUUCUUGACAGAGGACGGUGAGGCUGCUGCCAGACUGGGAGAUGACGCCUUGGCCUUGAAGCGAUUCCACACCGUUCACAACAUCUUUGACGUGUGGCAAGAAGACCAGUUCGACUUUCACAGCUUUUCUCUUCGGAAGGGCCAGAUCCGCGCCUACAUUGAUAUGGUGAGGUGGGAGGAUCAUCUGCGCGACCAUCCUUUCUACUCAAAAGCGGCGCUUGAAGCUAUUAAGAUCUACCUUAAGCGCGCUGAUCGCCCGGCAACCAACGGUGCCAACGGUGCUGCGAACGGCGACGAUGCGUCCGAGAGAAAGAAGGCGGCUAAGAAGGCCAAGAAGGAGCAACAGCGUCUGGAGCGCGAGGCAGCUGAGCGCGCAGCCAAGCAGGACCCCAACAAGGGCAAGGCGAGUGAGGAGCCCAAGAAGAAGGACGACGACCCGUUGGGAUUGAAGCUUCUGGAUGCUGAGCCCUUGAGCGCCGCCAUGCGUUUUGUCAUUCCCCUUUUGCAAUUCAGCCCCCAGAACAUCGAGGCCCAGUUCGCCGGUUUCGACGUCUACUUGCGCCGCAAAAAGUACAUUCUUGCCCUGCGCUCUCUCAACGCUGCGCGCGCUCUCGACGAGUCCAACGCCGGCGUUCAGGAGCGCGCCCAGAAGUUCGCCGAGGUCAUCAAGCCCGCCCUGGAGAGCCUACCAGCCAAGGUCCAAGAAGUCAUCAAGUCCGAGUUCAAGGCGCCCGCAUAA